AUGUCUCUUAUUCAUGCGCUAGUAGCUCAAGGGUCCACCAUCCUUGCAGAGCACCAAGGCGGACAACGUGACUUCUCGCAAGCGACUCAAACUAUCUUGUCGAAGAUUCCACCAAAUAACAGCAAGCUGACGUAUGUGUGGGAACAAUACCUCUUCCAUUAUGUUUCCGAAGGAGGGUACACAUACCUGGUCAUGGCGGACGACUCCGCAGGACGGCGGAUGCCUUUCACCUUCCUGGCUGAGCUCCAGCAGAAAUUCAUUUCCUUCUCCGCUGCAUCUUCCUCCUCACUCUCCACUUCGCCUGCCUAUGCACUCCAGGGAACUUUCGGACCAGUCAUCGCGCAACUCAUGAAUACAUAUAACACCACACCUCCUGCCGACGAGCUCACGCGCGCGCAGUCGGAGCUGGCGCAAGUGAAGGACAUCAUGGUGCAGAAUGUAGAGCAGAUCCUCUCGCGUGGGGAGCGCAUCGAGCUGCUGGUGGACAAGACAGAUAACAUGGCGAGUCAGGCGACUGCAUUCCGCCGAGGUGCACGUACGGUGCGUCGGGGUAUGUGGUGGAAGAACACGCGCAUUAUGGGCUUGAGCGGUGUCGUGGCCUUGGUUUUUAUUUGGAUAAUCACUGCUCAGUUCUGUGGUGCUGGCUUGAACCAGUGUGGGGCGAAGUCAUAG
This is a messenger RNA of Sparassis crispa, 672 nucleotides long. RefSeq lists its product as hypothetical. The record is from RefSeq and is a predicted model, not a curated record. NCBI's taxonomy places the organism in Eukaryota, Fungi, Basidiomycota, Agaricomycetes, Polyporales, Sparassidaceae. The transcript has 5 exons. Bases 1 to 672 code for a protein of 223 amino acids. Gene Ontology annotation, cellular component: membrane. Gene Ontology annotation, biological process: vesicle-mediated transport.